AUGGCAGCGCGAAAGGCUCCCAUAGAGUCAAUCAUCACUGUCGAGCCGGUUCCAGAAGAUGGCCCAGAGGUCUUCCAAAGCGUGAGUGGCCUUCAUGACCAGAAAAACGCUCGGUCUGUCUUUGGUGGGAUCCUCAUCAGCCAUGCCAUUGGCGCCGCCAACCAGACCGUGCCCCCAGAAUAUGUCGUUUGCUCGUCCAAGUCGUCAUUCAUCCGCCCAGCAGCAGGCGAAGAGACGAUCAAGUACGCGGUCGAGAGAACGGCAGACACUCGUGGAUAUCACCCGCCUCGUGCGCGCAUACCAGGGGCCCGAGAAGCUGCUUCUAGCAAGAAGAGCUCGGCUACUCGCAACAUCCUCACCUAUGGCCUGCCUCCGCCAGACCUCGGUGGGAUCAAACCCGACGACAUCGCCAGAGCUUCCCUGCCGCAGAUAAUUCACUGGUCAACCAAGCAAGACUUCCCGGUGCAUGACCGCAACUAUCUCAAGUUCAGAGAACCAUGUGACUGGCGCCCGCGCGAGUUUACCGCCCUGACGAGCCUAAGGAAUUCCGGAUAUAGCCCUGGGAUGCAUAUGGCGGCAAUAGGUUAUAUAUCGGAUUCGUACAUCAUUGGGCCUUCGCUUUACGCAAACAUGAGCAAGGUGGGUCGCAUGAUUGAAAAUGUGGCCAUGGCGGUCAGUUUGAACCACAGUGUGGUCUUCCACGACUUUGACGCGAAGGCAGAUCAAUGGAUGGUCUGCGAGAGAAAGUCCUCCUGGGGCGGCGAUGGCAGAGUCCUGACUCACCAGCGAAUCUGGAACGUCGAGACGGGCGGCCUCGUCAUCUCCUGCACCCAGGAGGGCAUUGCCCGGAUCAAAGACGGUUCAUUCAAGCUCUAG
This is a messenger RNA of Clonostachys byssicola, 876 nucleotides long. The record is from the annotation of a GenBank genome assembly. NCBI's taxonomy places the organism in Eukaryota, Fungi, Ascomycota, Sordariomycetes, Hypocreales, Bionectriaceae.